Messenger RNA from Peromyscus eremicus (cactus mouse), 2010 nucleotides. RefSeq names its product claudin 23 (gene Cldn23). Bases 378 to 1268 code for a protein of 296 amino acids. Gene Ontology annotation, molecular function: structural molecule activity. The record is from RefSeq and is a predicted model, not a curated record. The transcript has a single exon. Gene Ontology annotation, biological process: cell adhesion; bicellular tight junction assembly. Lineage: Eukaryota; Metazoa; Chordata; Mammalia; Rodentia; Cricetidae. Gene Ontology annotation, cellular component: plasma membrane; bicellular tight junction.
GGGUGUCCGGGUCCUCAGAGUCCGAGGUCGCCUCUUGCCAGGUGGCCCUGCCGCUCCUGCCCCUCCCAUGGGGUAGGGUUUGGCCGCGGGGGCCGCACCUGGGCGCGCGGUUUCGGUCUGACCGGACUCGGAGCCAGUUUCGAUUAGGGACAGCGGCUGGGCGAGAGGGCGGAGCGGUGGGGACGCCGGAGAGGAGGGGACUCAGUGCGAGAGGCUCAGUGGGGACAGUCCCGCGCGCGGGGGACAAAGAGUGUCCAGAGAGCGCAGUGAGCAUCACUGCUACCCCAGCUCGGCAGCCUCGCAGACUUGGGGACCCUGGGUCCGGGGUGCGCUGCUGAGCAGGCCCGGGUGCUGGGGACCCGCGAAGCUACGAAAGGAUGCGGACGCCGGUGGUGAUGACUCUGGGCAUGGUGUUCACGCCCUGCGGGCUGCUGCUCAAUCUCAUCAGUACGCUGACCCCGGGCUGGCGGCAGCUGAAGGGCUUUCUGGACCAGCCAGUGGACAUGGUGCUGUACCAGGGUCUGUGGGACAUAUGUCGGGAACAGAGCAGCCGCGAGCGCCAGUGCGGCCAGCCCGACCCCUGGAACUACUUCCAAACCCAGCCUGUGCAGGCGGCCCGGGGACUCAUGAUCACGUCACUGGCCAUCACCGCCCUGGGGCUGCUGCUGGCGUCGCUCGGCGUGCGCUGCUGGCAAGAUGAACCCCACUUCGGGCUAGCGGGCCUCUCGGGCAUCGUGCUUUUCGUCGCCGGCCUCUUCAGCCUCGUCCCGGUCUCCUGGUACAACCACUUCUUGGGGGACCGCAACGUCCUGCCCGCCCCGGACAGCCCGGUCACCCUGCAAGUCAGCUAUAGCCUGGUGCUGGGCUACCUCGGUAGUUGCUUGCUGCUGCUGGGCGGCUUUUCGCUGGCGCUCAGCUUUGCGCCCUGGUGCGAAGAGCGCUGUCGCCGCUGUCGCAAGGCGCCCCCCGCAGGCCCGCGCCGCAGCAGCAUCAGCACCGUCUAUGUGGACUGGCCGGAGCCCGCCCUCACACCGGCCAUCAAGUACUACAGCGGGGGCCAGCAUCGGCCUCCUCCCGCCGCCGAGGAGCACCGGGCCACCAGCAAGCUCAAGGUCGGGUUCCCGAUGCCACGGCCGCCGCCCAAGGCCUACACCAACCCAGUGGAUGUGCUUGAAGGAGAAGAGAAGACCGCCUCCUCCCAAGGCGGUUCCUCCUCUCGCAGCACUCGGCCCUGCCACAAUUCGCUGCCCUGUGACUCCGACCUGUAGACACAGCUCACCCACCGUCUACCUGAGCUGCGCCUGGGGUCUGGAGGUGAUUUGAGUUUGUGCGUUGCCAUGAUGUCUGCAACCAGAACCCUGAACACCUUACUGUUUGGAGGGCAACACUUCCUUUCCGGGGGUCAAACUCCUCCCCAGAUACUAGGCUGGGUUCGUUUACUCUGAAGGAGUUUCACUUUUCUCCUGAGGGAUCAGGUCUUCUUAUGCAGGGACAAGAAUGGGUGGCAUUUUGCAUACUGUUAAUCGCAGUAGCAACCACAACAAAAUCGCAACCAGCCAACAGGCUUUAAGACGGUAUAACACCUUGAAAGUACAGUAUUCUAAGUUACCUGUGCGUCUUCAUAAACGUCACUGUUGAGGUGAUUUGGCUUUUUUUGUUUGUUUUUUUUUCUUCUCCGUCCCUGCUUCAGUUUCCAGAGAACUCAAAGGGUCAAAACUAUGUCUGUCUGACUGUGUUUGAAGGAUGUUCUAUGAAGCCAACGGUUUUAAUGGCUUUGUGAAGUGAAGUAACUUGUUCAACUCGUAUUUAUAUUUCUUCGUGCCUACGUAGUAUUUUUCUUCUCUAGUCGCUUAUUUCUGUGUGGGAGGUUGAGCUUAUUCAAAAGAUUGUCUUCCAGAAGCCAGAAGGAUGAAGAAGUUGACACUACACUAUUCUGUUUGUUCCUGGAUACCUCACCCCGGACAGGGAUAUAUUUUAUACAAAAAAAAAAAAAAAAAAAACCAACUGUUG